Phragmites australis (common reed) is the source of this 1708-nucleotide messenger RNA. RefSeq lists its product as uncharacterized. The record is from RefSeq and is a predicted model, not a curated record. Bases 172 to 1575 code for a protein of 467 amino acids. The transcript has 2 exons. NCBI's taxonomy places the organism in Eukaryota, Viridiplantae, Streptophyta, Magnoliopsida, Poales, Poaceae. Gene Ontology annotation, cellular component: cytoplasm.
CAACCCGACCGACCACAUUGGUGCGACACAAGGCGAACCCCGUGCGCAGCAAGCGAAAGCGAAGCGAAGCCCUCCCCACGAACGAAAACGAAACGACUUGCCUUUCCCGACACUGCUCUUCCUCCUCCGCGGCCAAAGGCACCUCCCUGAUCCGAUCCGAUCCGAAUCGCCAUGGAUUUCUUCAAGUCCAUCCUCGCCGAGCCCGAUCCGGACCCAGCCUCGCCGCCGCCUGAGGCGGAGCCCGAGACCGGCCCCGCCGGAUCCGCCCCGUCCCCACCCGCCGCUCCCGCUGCCGGCGGCGGCGGGGGGUGGGGCUUCGGCGGGCUGCUCAAGACGCUCACCUCCCAGUCCGAGACCGUGCUCGAGGCCUACCGCCGCGACCUCGCCGAGUUCGGCACCGGCCUGCGCCGCGAGACCGAGGUGCUCCGCGAGGCCGCCGCCCGCGCCGCGCGGGACCUGCCCUCCUCCGCGCACGCGCUCGACGGGCUCGCGGACAUCGUCGCGCAGGGCAAGGACGCGCUCUCCCAGGUCGCCGCCGCCGCGGCCGCCCCCACCUCCGCCUCCACGCACUCCGACGGCGGCGACUCCGAGCCCAGCUCCGCCCCCGGCCAGCUCCGGUACAAUCGCUUCGAGGCGCAGCUGCGGACGCUCCAGGCGGAUCCGGCCACCUUCACUGCCGAUCCCGAGGAUGCCGAGGACUUCGCGGCGUGGAGUAAAGGGUUUAGUUUGGAUGAGAGGAAGGGGGAGAUCGAGGCCCUGUGCUACGAGAGUGACGCGCUGGAAGCGAUGGCGGACAGGCUCGUGCCGGACACUGUGGAGAGCGAGGUGUUCUGGGCGAGGUACUUUUACCGUGUCCAUAAGCUGAAGCAGCAGGAGGACGCGAGGGCGAUGCUUGUGAAGCGCGUGAUUGCGCAGGAGGAAGAUGAAGAUCUGAGCUGGGAGGUGGAUGAUGAGGAUGAGGAAGAGCAGCAGAAAGAGGAUGCGAAGGAGCUACCAGCAAGGCAAGAGCCGAUCAAAGAAGAAAUCAAACAUGAAGUGGUCGAAAAGGAAAAUGAGAGAAUGGUGGAAGAACACAAAGUUGAGGCAGUGGAAGGAGCGUCUGCUUUGGAGAAGGAACAGAAGAAUGCUGAUGGGCCACAACCAGUGGUUUUCGGUAGCUCUAUGGUGGUAGUGGAUGAGGAGGAGAAGGAUGAUUUGGAGAAGCAACAGAAGAAUGCUGAUGCGCCACAACCAGUGGUUUUUGGUAGCUCUUUGGUGGUAGUGGAUGAGGAGGAGAAGGAAGAGCCCUCCAAGUCGAAUGUUGAAGAAUCAGGUGACAAGAAAGAAGGAGCAAAGCAUGAGACAAGCGAUUCAAGCAAGGAUAGUGAUUACUCCAUAGUGUCUAGACAGCGAACAACAACGGAGGACGAGGACCUUGAGUGGGAUGAGAUUGAGGAUCUUGGAGAGCAUGAAGAAAAGGACAGCACCCACGGCUCUAGCCCUGCUCUGAAGGAGGACUUGCGGAAGAGGCUGAGUGUUGCUGAAGAUGACGAGGAUUUGAGCUGGGAUAUCGAGGAUGAUGAUGAUAAGGCUUGAAUAUUCAUGCAGUUCCUAUGGGGCGAUGCUACAACAAGCUCUGCAGUGGUUUUCACCGUGUCUUGAAUAUUCUGAGUAGCGUUGUGCCCAACAUUUUGAACCGUCGGAUACCAAUGGAAGCAUCCACCUGUUU